Molecule: messenger RNA, 519 nt
Organism: Helobdella robusta
Lineage: Eukaryota; Metazoa; Annelida; Clitellata; Rhynchobdellida; Glossiphoniidae
Exons: 5
Coding region: 1-519 (172 amino acids)
Source: RefSeq, a predicted model, not a curated record
AUGAUGAUGAUGCUAGCGGUACUCUUGAUGGUCGUCUUGAAACUUGUCGCCAUGGAAGCGGCGACAAUAGGAGAGACUGGAGGCUUCCAUCAACAGCAAAUGAAGGCUGGAGGCUACCAACAACACCAAGUUGAGGAUAACCAAACAAACGAAGUUGACGACACAGCAUCACCUCCGGAACAACAAACGUCUCACAAAUCAAGUCGCACAACACCAAUUUCUCCAUCAACGCCGGCCAGUGACACAAUCGAAUCCACUCUGCCGGGUACCAAACUACCCAAGACGUCGAGCCAAUGGUCCGAAGCCAACGUUUACUUUCAACUACAACAACAAUCACUUCCAAGCUAUGACAAUAUCGACAACUUCACGUCCGCCUUCCAACAAAUGAUUUACAACUAUUUCGCCACAAACUAUGGCACUCUUAAACAACAAACACUGGGCUCCAAAAUUACAAAAGCCUCCAACACUCUGCAACACAAGCCCUCCUACAUACCACGAAAUUUCAACAAUAAUCCAUAA